GUGAUAAAACUCAAGUCUUAAAUGUAAAGCUCAUCAAAUUCAUUGUGGAAUUUGUUGCACAUCAUAUCCUGUGUAAUUUUCAUGGCAAAUGUGAACAUGUACAUUCUGGUAAAAUGCCUUUAGAAGGCUUCAAGUUUGAGUGAUGCGAUGAAUAUUGCAGGGGAAUAUUUGAGGACAUUUGGCAAACCUGUGAGUUUUAAAUGAGAAAACACUGUGAUACAGUAGACUCAGGAGGGCCUGCUUUGCUUACUCCCACCCCUUACUGUGUAAAAUGGGCGAGGUUUGCUCUCUGGUCCCUCCCUCACACCAACUCUGAGUAUUUGAGUUUUCCCUCCCUCGCACAUCCAACAGAACAAAGUUAGAGAUUGUCAGAGCACACAGAGUGUGCGUUUAGAAGUUAGGCAGCGCCACUGAGGCAGACAAUGAAGUAUUAGGGGGACAAAGGAUUUUUUUUAAAAACAACUUAUGUGUUUUUUUUUUUUUUUUUUUUAUGUUUAACUCAAUUGUGGAUUACAUUUGUGGAUAACUCUUGGGAAUAGCAGACCCUUUCCAGUGGAUUUUAUUAAAAGAAAUGGUGGCUUACGAUGAACCUGGUGUGGUGCCUAUCAAAAGGACUCUACAGAAAAUAGACUAUCAGAACCAAGCGUGCAAAGAACUUGAGGAACCCAGUACUAAGCGCGUGCGGCCGCUGGGCCGAGUCACCUCGCUGGCGAACCUCAUCUCCCCCGUGAAGAAUGGGGCCGUCCGGCGCUUCGGUCAGACCCUGCAGGCUUCAUUGCGGGGUGACGGGCGCUCCCCGGGCGUGCCCCAGCACAAGGCAGGCAGCAAGGCUGCGGCACCCACACCACCCAAGCGUCGUAACAGCACCCUCUGGUCCGAAACUCUGGAUGUGCACCAAAAAGGAACCUUCUCCAUGAAGGAGAUAAAGAGGCAAGAGGCCAUAUUUGAGCUGUCUCGAGGAGAGCAUGACCUGAUUGAGGACCUCCAGCUCGCCCGCAAGGCAUACCAUGACCCAAUGUUGAAACUAUCAAUCAUGUGCGAAGAGGAGCUGACUGCCAUCUUUGGAGAUCUGGAUGCUUAUAUCCCACUUCAUGAAGAUCUGUUGGCACAGCUGGCCAUAGCGACAGGCCCUGAUGGGACAGUUGGAGAGAUCGGCCAGAUUGUAGUUGACUGGCUGCCCAGACUGAAUGCAUACCGGGCAUACUGCAGCAACCAGCUGGCAGCCAAAGCCCUGCUGGACCAGAAAAAGCAGGACCCAAAAGUGCAAGACUUCCUGCAGCGCUGUCUUGAGUCACCCUUCAGCAGGAAGUUGGACCUGUGGAGCUUCCUCGACAUCCCCCGAUCACGGCUAGUCAAAUACCCGCUCCUGCUGAGAGAGAUCCUCCGACACACACCGCCUGAACACCCAGACACUGCCAGCCUUGAAAAAGCUAUCAGCAUUAUUCAGGGUGUGCUGGCUGACAUUAACAUGAAGAAAGGUGAGUCGGAGUGCCAGUACUACAUCGAUAAACUGGAGUACCUGGACGACAGGCAGAAAGAUCCACGCAUAGAGCAGUGCAAGAGCCUGCUGUGCCACGGCGAGCUGCGCAACAAGAGUGGCACGAAACUGCACGUCUUCCUGUUCACUGAAGUUCUGGUUCUGACGCGGCCCGUGAUGCGGAAUGAACGCCAGUGUUUCCAGGUGUACCGUCAGCCUAUUCCAGUGCAGGACCUGGUGCUGGAGGACCUGCAGGACGGAGACGUGCGCAUGGGCGGCUCCUUCAGAGGGGCUUUCAGCAACUCUGACAAAGCCAAGAACAUCUUCCGUGUGCGUUUCCAGGACCCGGCGCAGGGUCAGUCACACACACUUCAAGUCAACGACAUUUUCCACAAGCAGCAGUGGCUCAACUGCCUGCGCAGUGCCAUGUCUGUCAUCCAGAGCGACGCCUCCACUGACACCUGCUCUGGUCGCCGCUCCUCCACAGCUUCCACAAUCGUCCACAUGGAGGAGACGGACGAGAACCAGCCCCAAAGCCAUGAGCCUCCCAGCCCCACACCUUCCACCACCUCUACAUCCUCCUCCUCAUCCUCCUCAUCGUCGUCAUCCUCCUCAUCGUCGUCAUCGUCGUCAUCCACAUCAUCUAGCUCGCCAAGGAAAUCUAAAAAGGACAAGCGCAUGCUCUGCUCUCUGGGCAAGAGGAAGGAAACCAUGGUGUAGAGAGCUCUCAGGCUCUGCAUGGACUAAAAGCUCGUCCCAGAGCGGACUUGUAUUUAUGUGUAUGUUGGAACCCUGUGGUUCCUCAGCAGUGUUUGUGUUACUGUCCUCAAUGGCAGCUAUAUCCCCUCUAAUCCCCACACACACUCCAAGCCGACCCAUGGGGAACAAAUCCGGACCAGGGAGAUGCAGUAUUCUCAAGGGUUAACUGCAUGCAUCUCAAGAAGUGUUUUACACACAUGCACACGCUUUCACUUGGUGACCAGUGUGAGAGUGAGCAUGAGAUCACACAAGCCCUGUUUACUGUUAGUUUGGUAUUAUUGUAUUAUUAUUAUUAUUAUUAAUUUGGUUUGUAAUUAAAUGUUACCUUUUUUUUUUAUAUAUAUUCUCAAUCAGAAAUUUACUGUAGCUCUUUUUUUUUUUUUUUGGAAACAGCACUGUAGCUUUCAGCUGAAAAAUUGAGUGUAUGCAAAAGAUGCAAUAAGGGAAAAGAACAGCCACAAAGAAAAGAAAUGAUCAAAAUAAGAACAGUAUACUGGAAGAGUUGAAUUUCAGUACAUUCCUCUUAAAUCAAUAGCUGUUGUUUUAUCAGCUUGACACGUUGCUGUAUGGAUUGUACAUGAUUUGGAAAAACAGCAUUAAUUUAAAUCCAUUUGUUAUUCUUUCUUGAAAACCAAAAGAAAUCACAGUCAAAUUGUGAUCUACUAAUCACAAAGAUCAGGAUAUGUGGUAUUUUAUUUUACUCGUGUAAAAAUGAAACUGAGCCAUGUUGGCUUUUUUUUUUUUUUUUUUUUUUUUUUUUUUUUUUUUAUAAAAAGAACUCCCAACAGGAAAUGGAUAAAUUUUCAAUGUAUCAUCUUGCAUGGAGCUUUACUUGUACAAUGGUGUGUAAAUGCUUGUAUAAAUAGAAGAGUUCACUGAAACUGAUGGCAAGGAACUUGUAUGUUGUAUGAGGGCUUAAGAUAUGUUGUUUAUAAGAAUUCUGAAUUGCAUUGAGUGAGAAGAGUCUGACUUUGAUUCUAGAUACUGCGCAUAAUCAGUUUUUGGUUGUUUGUUCGUAGUGUUCUGAACAAAGCACGAAUGUUGGAUGCAUUGGUGAAAAGCCAGUGAGCGUUGUUUACGAGGAAGGAUGAAAAGCACGUAGAAAGAAAGGCAAAAGUGAAUGUUGUGUGGGGAAAAAAGUCACAAGAACAUAGUAGUUUGUAUAAAAGACAGAGAUGUGUUGUCUGUGUUGAAGUGUGAAGUGAGCUUGUAAAUCUGUUUGCUGUAUAAAGAGAACAUAAUUAAAGGGACAAUAAAGAUCUGUGUAAGAUAUGCAUCUGAAAA
Messenger RNA from Pangasianodon hypophthalmus (striped catfish), 3520 nucleotides. It is a transcript of the gene net1, whose product is annotated as neuroepithelial cell transforming 1. The transcript has 9 exons. Gene Ontology annotation, biological process: positive regulation of Rho protein signal transduction; intracellular signal transduction. Gene Ontology annotation, molecular function: guanyl-nucleotide exchange factor activity. The coding region runs from base 572 to 2197 and encodes 541 amino acids. NCBI's taxonomy places the organism in Eukaryota, Metazoa, Chordata, Actinopteri, Siluriformes, Pangasiidae. The record is from RefSeq and is a predicted model, not a curated record.